UUCUCGGCAUAAAAUUGUUUUGUUUGGGAGAGCAAAAUAUAAAACUGUUAUAAUUUCGCAAAUAAAAUGCUUUAAUUAGUGUUUUAUAAAUAUUGUAUCAUAGUUCAUAAGACAGUGCUUUUGUAAGAUACACAAUGAGUAAUAUUUAUAUACAAGAACCGCCGGCAUUAGGCAAGGUGCUUCUAAAAACUACAGCAGGGGAGAUAGAUAUAGAAUUAUGGACAAAAGAGGCUCCAAAGGCCUGUCGCAACUUUAUCCAACUAUGCAUGGAAGGGUAUUAUAAUGGUACAAUAUUCCACCGAGUAGUUCCUGGUUUCAUUGUUCAGGGAGGUGAUCCCAAUGGAGAUGGCACUGGUGGAGAGUCUAUUUAUGGAGCUCCUUUUAAGGAUGAGUUCCACUCUCGUCUCCGGUUCAAUCGGCGCGGUUUAGUCGGUAGUGCCAACGCUGGCAAAGACGACAAUGGUUCUCAGUUCUUCUUCACCCUCGCUGCCACUCCGGAGCUGCAGAACAAACAUACUAUAUUUGGGAAGGUUACAGGUGAAACAAUCUACAACGUUCUAAAGCUAUCAGAAGGUCUGAUAGGCCCUGAUGACAGACCCGACCACCCUCACAAGAUCACCAGCACCACGGUGCUCAUCAACCCUUUCACUGACAUCGUACCUCGGGUACAGGAGACCCGGGAAGAAGAAAGACCUAAGAAAAAGAAGAAGGAGCGCCAGGGGGUUAAAAACUUCGGCCUCCUAUCAUUCGGCGAGGAAGCUGAGGAGGACGAGGGCGAGGCUCAGGAGUACCGCGGCAAGCCCAAGUCUACUCACGACCUGUUGGAAGACCCUAAGCUCAGCAGCAAGACAGCUGCAGAAUUAGAAUUAGAAGAAGAACAAAAAAGUGAGAAACCAGAAUUAACUCAAGAAGAAAAUGAAGAGAAAAUCAAAGAGACAGCAGCAGCCGUCUCCAGUAUAAGAGAUAAACUUAGUUCUAAGAAACGUGGUAAGAGUCCAGAGGGAGAUAGUAAGAGACAGAGAACGGAGAAGAAAGUUAUUGAAGAGAAGAAAGAAUUGGUAGAAGAUAGUGAUAGUUCUGUAGAAGAAUAUUAUAUUGGGAAGGAGAAAGAUGAUGCUAGGCAGAAGGAAAAAGAAAGAAUCCAAAAAGAAAUAAAGGAACUUCGAAAAGAAAUGAAGAAUUCUAAAGAUGAAAAGAUAAGAGAGCAGAAUGCAAAGGAACAGAGUGCCAAAGAUGACGCAAAAGAUAAAAAGAUUGAAGAGGACAAUGAAAUGUACAAGAAAUAUGUUGAGGAACAAGAGAAAUAUAGGAAAAUGAAGGAGAAAUUACCUAAGAAGGGGGCGGCCAGAAACGGGCGCCAACGGUCAUCCCGUAAGAUAAUCAGAAGAAAGCCCUGGGUGAAAAACUUGUAUGAAAACCGCGAAUAUCCCGACAACCAUACUGACGGAAAAUUCUUGCAAGAACUCAGAAAAAACUUAAACGUUCAAAAAGUUACCUUACCCGAAGCGAUACAAGGUUCUUUUCGCGUUGUACUAAGAUUAUGCAUAUGUGUGCUAUACGCUAUAAUUUUCGUGUAUAUGUACAACGAUUGGGUGCACACAUAUACAAUAAUAUAUACUUCAAUUAUCAUUAGUUUAUUUAGUUAUUUUCUUUAUAUAUAUUUCGCUGGGACUGAUGUUUUGAGGCAUUUAAAAACUGUGCUAGUAUAUGUUACUAUAGGGUAUUUACUGUCUCCUAUUUUACAUACUUUAACAGACACAGUUAGUACAGAUACUAUAUAUGCUUGGGCUGUCUUAAUGAUGAUUAUACAUAUGAUAUUUUUUGAUUAUAACGUACCUGCAGCUUUAGUAUCAAAUUCCCUAUCUAUUAACGCAGCUAUAUUUUCCUCUGUAUGUCUCGUUUCAAGAUUAUCAACGCCUUUCAACGCGUUUGUAUUAUUAACUAUAUCUGUCAUUCUAUUUGUACUAAGUCCACAGCUAUUCAAGACUAUAUUGCACACGAAAUUGUUUAAUAUAAUUUACUUUAUAACUUUAAUAUUAACGAUUAUUUGUUUAUAUUCAGUUUCAACAACUUUGUUGUGUUAUUUCGUUUUAAUUGUUUUUGUUUUAAGUGGUUAUUGUCCGUUCUUUUUUGUGUAUUGGCAGAAAUAUAAAGAUAAUAAAUAUGGGCCGUGGGAUGAGGCGGUUAUCAAUGAUUCUGAUGAUUUAGAAGAGUGUUUAUUUGUUAAGUGACUAAAUAAACGUAUAUGAGAAGUUUAUUAGUUUUACUGGUGGCAUAUAGUUCUCGGCACGAAUCUUGAGCUCUGACUUACAUCUGUGCAAAAGUGAUUUAUUAGCAAAGAACCAAUCCCGAGUGACGGCUAUGACGCGAUGCACUGCGGGCCAAUCACCGCUUUAGCCCGCCCCCGCGCCUCACUUCAUACCACAAAAGGGACCCAAUAAAUUACUUCUGCGCAGGUGAAGGUCAGAGCUCAAGAUUCGUGCCGAUAACUAUAC
This is a messenger RNA of Helicoverpa armigera (cotton bollworm), 2495 nucleotides long. RefSeq names its product spliceosome-associated protein CWC27 homolog. The record is from RefSeq and is a predicted model, not a curated record. Gene Ontology annotation, cellular component: catalytic step 2 spliceosome; membrane; glycosylphosphatidylinositol-N-acetylglucosaminyltransferase (GPI-GnT) complex. The transcript has 9 exons. The coding region runs from base 135 to 2231 and encodes 698 amino acids. Gene Ontology annotation, molecular function: peptidyl-prolyl cis-trans isomerase activity. Gene Ontology annotation, biological process: GPI anchor biosynthetic process; protein peptidyl-prolyl isomerization; protein folding. Lineage: Eukaryota; Metazoa; Arthropoda; Insecta; Lepidoptera; Noctuidae.